UUCAGAGACGAUCGUCGCGUUGGAUGACCUGAAGGCCAUUCAAUCGAUUAAAGACACUGAAAAUGUUGAUCAAAGAAUACCGGAUUCCGUUGCCCCUGUCGGUCGAGGAGUACAAAGUGGCACAACUAUACAUGAUUGCCAAAAAAAGCAAAGAGGAGACACAGGGAGCCGGCAGUGGUGUUGAGAUUAUGGUGAACGAGCCAUAUGACAAUGGCCCGGGAGGGUCGGGACAAUACACGCAUAAGAUAUAUCACGUGGGAUACCACUUACCAGGAUGGCUCAAAGCAUUGUUACCGAAGUCGGCGCUAACCGUGGAAGAAGAGGCCUGGAACGCCUACCCGUACACUAAAACUCGUUACACCUGUCCGUUCGUCGAGAAGUUCUUCAUCGAGAUUGAGACCAAGUAUUUUGACGAUUGCGGUGAUCGCGAGAAUGUCUUCGAACUCAACAACUCUGAGAUGAGAUCGCGAGUCGUCGAAUAUGUUGUGUUCGCAGAUGUGAUUGACAUCGUUAAGGAUCAGCUCUACUCAUCCGACUAUAAGAAGGAAGAGGACCCCAAGUACUACGUGUCGGAGAAGACACGGCGCGGACCGCUCACCGAGAAUUGGGUCGAAGAGUACUGGAGUGCUAUAAAGAGGAACAACAGGUCCAAAGACAAGUACAUUAUGUGCGCCUAUAAGUUGUGUAGAGUUGAGUUCAAGUACUGGGGAAUGCAGACGAAGAUCGAGAAAUUCAUUCACGACUCGGCAUUAAGGAAGACGAUGGUGAGGGCCCACAAGCAGGCCUGGACCUGGCAGGACGAGUGGGUCGGCCUCACUAUGGCUGACAUCAGACAACUAGAAAAGGAAACUCAGGAGUACUUGAAGUCACGAAUGGCCGCCAAUAUGAGCGAUAGUGCCACGAAUGAGACGCUCGACAACAGCCCGCAGAACAUGAAUACUAAUGAAUAUGACUUACAAAUAGCAAACUGGCGAAUGGAGAGCAUUGUUAGGGAUUCCUGUUCUGAAGGCAGUUCUGAUGAUGAGUUCUAUGAUGCCGAGGAAAUACUAAACGUGAGUCCAUUAACCAAAUGGAGUUCACUUGAUUACAUACCGACCGAUAUGGGGGUCAAAAGUCAACAGAGUGUGGACGCCGGCGAUGACUGUAAAUACGGUUAUAUUUUACGUGAAAUGCAAAUGAGUUUAAAACGAAAUCUCUAUUUAAAAGCCGAUAACAUCUUCUCCGAGGCAUACAUUAAACGCAUACAAACAGAGCACUCGAAGCACCAGAAGUCGGCGUUUAUGAACAGACAUAGCGUGGACACGACGUCCCUUCCCAGUUCGCCCACUCAUCAAACUCCCUGUCCCACCGAUAUCCUGCUGAUUAUCGUGCACGGGGGCAGUCUGCUUGACUCCGGCGCUGAACUCAAUUCUAGUAAGACAUCAGACAUAACGACAUUCCGGAGUUCACUGGAAGGCGUCGUUCGGCAGCACUACCCGAGACUUAACGGAAGGAUAGCCUUUCGCCUCAUUUCGUGUCCGUCUAUAUGUUGCGACUCUCUGGCGGUUCUCUCCACUCUCAGUCCAUACAGUUUCCAGUCCUCGCCCUCAGCUAUUGAUGGCGUUUACCAUACAUACGAUGCCAUACCUAUCGGAGCACUCCCUCUGUUUGCCGUCUCAUCGCAUGAAUACCACGAAAACGUGUCGAAAGUAAUUUCCGCAACAAAUCAUACGUACAGUGAGUUCCUGAAGAGCGAAGAAGGGCUCGGCUUUUGCGGCCAAACAUGUCUUAUCGGUGAUAGUAUUGGUUCCAUCGUCGCGUUCGACGCCUUCUGUCGAUCCAAUCAUCUCUGCAGUCAAUUUGGCAGCGAAUCCAGUAUUCCUGAUCUGUCCGAAGGCCAUAAGACGGGCGACUCGAUGUACUCACACCCCUCUCAGUCCAGACCGGUCUUCACCACUCAUAAGAAUCCGUUGAUUUCCAUCAGCGAUGGCAGCGGUAAUGAAGACGCCGACGAUGAGUCCAAAGCAAACAAAUCAAAGACGUUGCCACUGAAGCCAAACACAGUCGCUGUGCAGCGACCGUACGUCAAGUCAUACUCACAUCCCGGCGAAAGCACGGUCUGUACGGACGAGGGUGCCUGCCAUCGCCUCCUGACGGCUCCUCUGCCGCGGCGCCGGAGUUCCUGUUCUAGUGAUCAAAGUUGUUGUCAUCGCUUCGAGUUCGAAGUCAAUGACUUCUUUAUGUUUGGAUCCCCUCUCGGACUUGUUCUCACUUUUAGGAAAAUGUUAUCCAUUGAUGACAAGUCAUGUCCACUUCCAAAGCCUUCGUGUACUCAUAUCUACAAUCUGUUCCAUCCGACCGAUCCAUCAGUUUUACGAUUAGAGCCUUUACUGAGUGCCAGGUUUUCACACAUUCCACCCGUUAAUGUCCCGCGAUAUCAGAAAUAUCCGUUAGGAGACGGACAGCCCAUCCAUUUGCUUGAAUAUUUGCAAACAUAUUCGCAUUUGUUUGCGGCCGAAACGGGUACACAAAUACCUCACACAUCAUACCCGACAAUGGGUCGGCGCACCAGUGAAGUCAGUAUUACCAGCAAUAUAUCGGUAGCACUGGAUUCGCUCACAUUACCCAACAUUACUUCACUCACUUCAAAAUGGUGGGGCUCUAAGAGGGUAGACUACGCGCUGUACUGUCCCGAAGGAUUAAACAACUUUCCGACGCACGCCUUACCCCAUCUAUUCCACGCUAGUUAUUGGGAAUCAAAUGAUGUCAUUUCCUUCAUAUUAAGACAAAUCUCAAGACCUGAAUACAUGGCGUCCAAUGCUUUAGACACAGAGAAAGACAUCCAUUCGUUCACUCCGUCUCAACCGCGAGAAAAGUGGCAAAAGAAGAGGACAUCAGUGAAGCUGAAGGUGAGCCGAGUAUGUCAUCUCCCACUCCUCGCUUCGCUGAAUGAGUUCAUUCAUUUAACCGUGAAUUCAAUGCAUUCCUCCGCAUCGCAUAACCACAUGCAGAACAUAACCGCCAAUCACAGGGCGAACGAUGUGAUCGUUAUGGAGGGCUCGACGCAAGUAAUCACCGCUCGCUUUAUGUACGGCCCGCUGGAUGUGGUGGCGCUUACCGGCGAGAAAGUGGACAUCCAUAUAAUGAAAAACACCCGAUCCGGCGAAUGGACUUUCUUGAGCACCGAACUCACCGAUAAGUCCGGACGAGUCAGUUAUGUCAUACCCGAGGAUAAGACGUUAACCUAUGGUUUAUAUCCGGUUAAGAUAGUAGUCAGGGGUGAUCACACGUCCAUUGAUUUCUAUUUGGCUGUCGUUCCGCCGAAAACGGAAGCCGUGGUCUUCAGUAUUGACGGCUCGUUCACCGCCAGUAUGUCUGUCACCGGAAAGGACCCGAAAGUCAGAGCUGGAGCUGUAGAUGUAGUCCGUUAUUGGCAGGAAUUAGGAUAUCUUAUAAUUUACAUAACAGGCCGUCCAGACAUGCAACAGCAACGAGUCAUAUCAUGGCUCUCUCAGCAUAACUUCCCGCACGGAUUGGUCACAUUCGCUGACCGACUGUCCACAGAUCCCUUGCGACAUAAGGCCGAACACCUCAGACACCUUCAAAACGAUGUAAAUAUUUCUCAACAGAUCAAUGAUUGCUUGGUAUUAACUCUGUGUUUGCACUCGAAGUGUGAGAUUGUAUUCCAGGCGGCGUACGGUUCCAGUAAAGAUAUAUCUGUUUACCAAUCAUUGGGUCUCAAACCGGAUCAGAUCUACAUUGUGGGCAAAGUCUCUAAAAAGCACCACUCGAUGGCUAAUAUUUUAAGCGAAGGCUAUGCGAUCCACUUGAAUGAGUUGAUAGCACUGGGAUGUUCCCGACCCGCUCAGGGAAACGCUCGUAUGGUUCUGCCGAGGAGUGGUUUCGGAGGCGUCCGACACCGACGCUCGACCAAAGCCAAGCGCACCAUCUCUUACCCGUUGACAUCGCAAAUGUCUGUCCCCUCGACCCUGAACUCCAUAGCCAGUACGGCUCCGCCAACUUAUAAGAUUUAA
Oppiella nova is the source of this 4013-nucleotide messenger RNA. The record is from the annotation of a GenBank genome assembly. NCBI's taxonomy places the organism in Eukaryota, Metazoa, Arthropoda, Arachnida, Sarcoptiformes, Oppiidae.